UGCAACAAUUACAAUAGAAUCAUUGUUUUUGUACAUUCUAUCUAAACAGUAUCAUAUGUAGUUGAGUCAAUACCUAGAAAGAUCUACCGAACGGGUCAUUGAAGAAGGUGAUGUAGAGGGUGUGCUGCUUACCGGUCUUACCCUCCGGGCAGUAGAUCUUUUCGAACAAACAGUCAACCGGUACGGCGAUGUACAAACUGCAAGCCUUGUCUUGAGCUACGUUGUGCCUCAACGAUUCAAAGACAAGCGUGUCGAAGACUGGGUGGAAAGCUAUCGAGGUCUUUUAGAUCGAUGGCAAUUGUGGCACCAACGCGCCAAAUUUGACAUUGAGCGCGGAAAGCGUAUGAACAAUUCGAGUGAAGUAGCACCACCCCAGGUAUAUGUUCGCUGUACAUAUUGCUCUCAAUCUUUGGGUCACAGUUUGUUGGUUCAAAAUGUACGCAGCCGAGAUGGAAAACGGAUGAACGUACAAACCAAUAUUUCGCCAGCUUCAUCGGGCGGUCGAGCCUCUGGAAAACACAAGCCUACCGUAUGCCCAAGUUGUCGCAAACCACUUCCUCGAUGUGCCUUGUGUUUAUUACAUUUAGGAACACCUAUUGAUCCUGUACGGCGAACGAUUGCUGCGAACGAUUCACGAAAAGCUGAUCCUGCUAGCUUUGAACUCUGGUUUACAUGGUGCCAGACGUGUCGCCACGGUGGACAUGCUGUACAUAUAUUUGAUUGGUUUAGAAGCCAUACAACAUGCCCUGUCAGCAACUGUUCAUGCCAUUGCUACAGUUUGAGUACAGUUCCAAAGUGAAUAAAAUUCCACACCCUACCGCCUUCUAUUUUUGUCGGUGACUGCAAGCUCGAAAAACGCGUUUCUUUAACUUUCAUGUG
Messenger RNA from Zychaea mexicana, 879 nucleotides. RefSeq lists its product as uncharacterized. Gene Ontology annotation, biological process: positive regulation of TORC1 signaling. Gene Ontology annotation, cellular component: cytoplasm. The record is from RefSeq and is a predicted model, not a curated record. The transcript has 4 exons. NCBI's taxonomy places the organism in Eukaryota, Fungi, Mucoromycota, Mucoromycetes, Mucorales, Lichtheimiaceae. The coding region runs from base 344 to 799 and encodes 151 amino acids.